This is a messenger RNA of Merops nubicus (carmine bee-eater), 730 nucleotides long. RefSeq names its product somatotropin. Gene Ontology annotation, cellular component: extracellular region. Gene Ontology annotation, molecular function: growth hormone receptor binding; hormone activity. Bases 59 to 712 code for a protein of 217 amino acids. The transcript is spliced from 5 exons. The record is from RefSeq and is a predicted model, not a curated record. Gene Ontology annotation, biological process: animal organ development; response to nutrient levels; positive regulation of receptor signaling pathway via JAK-STAT. Lineage: Eukaryota; Metazoa; Chordata; Aves; Coraciiformes; Meropidae.
AGAGGACAGGAGGAAGCCCUCGCUGCCAAGCCACACCUGAGCAACUCACCCAGCAGAAAUGGCUCCAGGGUCAUGGUUUUCUCCUCUCCUCGUUGCUGCGAUCGCUCUGGGGCUGCAGUGGCCACAGGAAGCUGCCACCUUCCCAGCCAUGCCCCUUUCCAACCUGUUUGCCAACGCUGUGCUGAGGGCUCAGCACCUUCACCUCCUGGCUGCUGAGACAUACAAAGAGUUUGAACGUACCUAUAUUCCAGAGGAGCAAAGACACGCCACCAAAAACUCCCAGGCAGCCUUUUGUUACUCGGAAACCAUCCCUGCCCCCACCGGGAAGGACGACGCCCAGCAGAAAUCGGACAUGGAGCUCCUUCGUUUCUCGCUGGUGCUCAUCCAGUCCUGGCUGACCCCCGUGCAAUACCUAAGCAAGGUGUUCACAAACAAUCUGGUUUUUGGCACUUCAGACAGAGUGUAUGAAAAACUAAAGGACCUGGAAGAAGGGAUCCAAGCUCUGAUGAGGGAGCUGGAGGACCGGAGCCCGCGGGGUCCCCUCAUCCUCAAACCCACCUACGACAAGUUCGACAUCCACCUGCGCAACGAGGACGCCCUGCUGAAGAACUACGGCUUGCUCUCCUGCUUCAAGAAGGACCUGCACAAGGUGGAGACCUACCUGAAGGUGAUGAAAUGCCGGCGCUACGGGGAGGGGAACUGCACCGUUUGACGCCGGGGAUGGACCCCC